This is a messenger RNA of Phycomyces blakesleeanus NRRL 1555(-), 5763 nucleotides long. RefSeq lists its product as hypothetical. The record is from RefSeq and is a predicted model, not a curated record. Lineage: Eukaryota; Fungi; Mucoromycota; Mucoromycetes; Mucorales; Phycomycetaceae. The transcript has 8 exons. Gene Ontology annotation, biological process: autophagy; Golgi organization; COPII vesicle coat assembly. Bases 1 to 5640 code for a protein of 1879 amino acids. Gene Ontology annotation, cellular component: ER to Golgi transport vesicle membrane; endoplasmic reticulum exit site.
AUGGCAUCCCCACACAAAGACAAAUUAUCGCCGGGAUGGGUUGACCAGAACAAAAAUGAACUGAAUGCCUCUCAUCAGUCAAGUCCCUUUGGAAAUCCUGCCCAGACAAAUGCUUCCACAAAGAAUAAUAGCCCAGUCGCGUCUCAGGAAGAAAACAACUCUCCUCAUCAUGAGAUAGUUGGUGAUGCCAGUGCAUUGUUCGGAGGAACCUCUAAUGCAACUGAUCCAUUUUUUUCAUCCAUUACACCUGCCGAAGAUUCUUCCUCUUUUUUUGAUAAUGUUAGUGCACCUGCACCAGAAAAAGCCUUUGACUACACACACCAGGCGCAAGCUCAUGAUACUCAAUAUGAUUAUCAGUCACAGAAAACUUAUAAUCACACCACCGAAGCUAAUACAACCGGACAAUACUACAACCCUACACAGCAAGCAUACGACCCUUCGCAACAGCAAUAUGAUCCAUCACAACAAACAUAUAAUCAGUCACAACAAGCCUAUAACCAUUCCCAUCAGGCUUACGACCCUUCACAGCAGGCUUAUGACCCUUCGCAACAAGCUUACGACCCUUCGCAACAAGCUUACAACCCUUCGCAACAAGCUUACGACCCUUCGCAACAGGCUUAUGACCCUUCGCAACAGGCAUACGAUCCUUCGCAACAGGCAUACGAUCCUUCGCAACAGGCAUAUGACCCUUCGCAACAAGCAUACGAUGCAUCGCAACAAUGGAUUGCAUUUGAUCCUAAUCAGCAUUAUUACUAUGAUGAACAAGGCCAGCUUCACUUUUAUGACCCCAACACAAAUCUGGAUGUAGAUUAUCAAUACCCGGGCACAACUGAAGAGUACCAAUUUGACCCUCAGUAUGCACAGUAUUACGACCAAAAUGCUUAUGCUGCGAAUGACCAAGUUGCAGUAGAUCAGCCAGCAGCUACAUCGGUGGCGCAUUCGGAUGCACAGCCCCAGUCGGAUUCUUUAGCAACCCACCCAAAUACUAAACCAUUGCAUGGCACAGACUCAUAUCUUCAUGAUACACAAGACUACGCUCAAUUUGAACCAUCAGCCACAGUCACUAAUAAGUCAAUGCCAUCUUUUGAGGCUGAGCACUCUCACCCUCCUAUAUCUACAGGGGUGUCAUUCGAUAAAGGAGAAACAGCUGGAUCAUGGAAGGAUAAUUCUGUUUUCAGUCCUGGCGAACAUGAAGCAACUGUUCCCACUAUAACUCAAACUACAGUUACAGGUGCCGCAGAAGUACCCGUAAUGGAAGAGGAUGAGGACGAAUUAAAGGGUGGGUUACCAAUGAAGAAGACCGAGAGUGAACAGAUGAAUGUGUUCCAAAACGAACUCGGGGCUAGCGAUGGGUAUACAUCACAUCAGAAAGAGGGAUUUUUCUACGGUGAUCAAGUGUAUAAGCCCGAGGAACAUAGUGUCACUCUCCACAAGAACGAUGCAGAGGAUCAGACACGAUGGGACGAACAAGGAGAGUCAGUAAACUUUAAUCAAUACGAUCAUUCCUAUGGAUCUUCAGAACCGGUUGUAUCCAGAAAUGUAUCUGAAAAUAAUGAUAAAUCAAUAUUGGAAACCGAUACCACAAAAGAGGUUGAUGUAUUUGCACAUUACGGUAACAAUCAGACAAAAGAAAAGUUGCCCGAGAAGGAUGUUGAAAAUGAUUUAGAUGAUCUUGUUUUGGGUGAAAGUGAUCCCACCAAAGGUGUUCAAGAACAUACCACAGACUACUCCAAUAAUAUGUACAACAAUUCUUACGAGCCUCAUACUCAACAAGACUAUUCUGUGGCUUAUAGUCCUUAUGAUCAUACAUCAACUAUCUCUGGUGAUGCCGAGAACACUCCAUCUUAUCAAAAUUCUUAUGAACCCCAGACUUACCAAGAUAACUCUACAGAAUAUGACGCCCGCGAUAUUACACGCACAUCUGGUACUACCAAGAAAGAAUCAUCUAAUGAGGCACAUACCAAACAAGACUACUCUGGGCAGUAUGACUCGCUUAAUACAACUUCUGCGAACCAUGAAAACUCAUAUGAGCCUUAUGGCGAGCAGAACUAUUCUGCACAGUAUGAUGGUUAUAAUCCAAGUACAGAAGAUGCAGAGAAUUAUGAUCAAAAUGGAUCGUAUGAACCUCAAAAUAACCAAGAUUACUCUGCACAGUAUGAUCCUAAUACUAAUACUACUGAACAAGAGCCGUCUUAUGGAUACCAAUCUCACCAAGAUCAUUCUACACAGUACGACAGCAAAAACUCUAGUUCGACAGAAAAGCAAUCAUCGUAUGAGUCACAAACUCACCAAGACCAUUCUAGACAAUAUGGAGCUUACAAUGCUGCUCCAACUGAUAGAGUUGUACCUUAUGGGACAAGCAGCCCAUAUGAACCUCCCACAACCCAAGAUUUAUCAACAAACUACAAUGAGUCCGAUAAAAAUCAGUCCCAGCUAAACAUAACCCAACACGAAAAAACAAGCUACGAGUUUUCACCUCAUAGUAAAGCAGAACCUUCGAUUCCUGCUAUUCACAGAGGUAGCUUCCCGGGUACCACUCAAGGAUAUCCUGUACCGUUUGAAGGUUAUAACCAUAGUCCUAUGGAGCGCUCUUCAACUGUCCCUCCCCCUCCUAUCUCGAGAAUGCUUACACCUCGACCGGAUAUUCCCCAGCCCUGUCCACACCCUGCAUGCGAAGGUGAAAAUAAAGCUCGAGCCAAGUUCUGCUGUGAAUGUGGUCGUCCCUUGGCUGGAAUCUCUCGAUCCACUACACCUGCUGCUCACUCUACACAAAGCUUCCUUUCUUAUACUCCAAUAAAUGCCGAUCUUCGCUCAUAUGCUCCAACUGCUAUGGAAUCCUCUCCUCCUGAAGCUCAACGUUACACCCCUAACCAUCUUCACCCAAACACACAGGAUAAUCAGGAAACCGCUGUACGUGCUUUUAUCCCCGAGCAUCACUCGCCGUACGAAAAUGCAUAUACUGAGGUCUCUGCGGUGGAUAAUGGUUAUGGAGAAGAACUUGACUCGACUGUCAAGAGCAUGUCGAGCUUUGUUGGGCCAGUUUUGUUCGAUGCCAAAUUGAGUGCCAAAGCAAAGAAGAAGGAGGUACUGGCUUACAUGGAUAAGCGACUAGCAGAUUAUGAUGCUCUCUUGAGUGAUGCCUCAAAUAAUGGACAUGCACUAGAUGAUAUUGAGAACAAGACACUUUUGUGGAAACUGGUCAAGGUUUUAAUUGAACAGGAAGGCUCUCUUGGAGACAAUGAUAAGAUGGACGCAGCUGUGCGUGGACUUUUAUGGCCUGUAACAGCAACAACAGCUGAGGAGGAUAAUGCCAACUUCAGUGUUCCAGCUUAUGGACAGGCAAAUCCGGCUCUUACUGAAGGAGAAGAUGCAGACUACUCUGAAGUUGUGCUAAAUAAGCUCCAAAAGUUCCUUGAGAAUGGUGAUCGUGAGGGAGCUGUCGACUACGCAGUACAAGAGGAUAUGUGGGCCCAUGCUUUGGUAAUUAGCAGUUGCGUAAACAAGGAAUUAUGGAAAAAGGUGACAAGCGAAUUCAUUGAGCGGGAACUCUGUGCAACUGUGGAGAGUAAGCAAACACGCGUCUAUCAUAAUGUCAUGGGUGAUAAACAGGCUUUGAGAGUACUGUAUGCUCUGUUUGCUGGUUCAGGUGCCGGAUCAAUAUCUGAGUUUGUUAAAACGUCUGAUAAGCAUGUUACAUCGCACUAUGGAGCUACCCCUACAACGCCUUCCCCUGUGAGCGUAGAUCAGUUGAGACAAUGGCGCGAAACACUGCUGCUUAUUCUUGCUAACAGAACACCAAGAGAUGUGGAAGCAAUCACUGCUUUGGGAGACAUAUUGAAAGCUCAAGGAUGGAUUGAAGCUGCACACUUUUGUUAUGUGGUAUCACCUCAGUCCUCUUUGCAUUCUGGAAUCGAUGCCCCUCAUGUUCGUUUUACGAUUUUGGGUGCUGAUGGUAGCAAUAUCUCCAAGGAUCUGGACAGUAUCCAUCUUAGCGAGUUAUAUGAGUAUGCUCUAUCCACCAAACAGGCAACUAUUUCUUCAUUACCAUUCUUGCAAGCAUACAAGCUUGUUUAUGCAUGGCAACUGGCAGACUACGGGUUCACUUCUCUGGCACAGCGUUACUGUGAGGCUAUUGCUGGAGCGAUUAAGGCGAACACAAAGAGAACACCAUGGAUGCAUAGACAGUUUGUGGAAAGACUUGAAGAAUUUGCCGAGAUUUGCGAGAUUUCCAGUGGAAACUCCCUUUCAGGGGAUGCCGGCUCUUGGCUAAAGACAAAACUAGCAAAGAAUUCACUAGACUCCUUAUGGGGCUCUCUUGAAGGAAGAUUUAACAAAUUCGUGAGCGGUGAUGAUGCACCAGCUGCUGAACCUGUUGGUAGAAAAUCGACUGAAAUUAUGGCUGACGGUUUGCCAGCUCGUAGUGUAUCAGCCUUUGACUUUAGAAAUGGUGGCCGUACAAGUGUGGGGCCUGAGCACAUGAGACGUUCGGCCACGCCAACCACUACUGUGACAGCAGAAGGAGUUGCACUUGAAAGACAGAUGACCUCUUCUCCGUAUUCUAGAGCUCAAUCUAGCUUUGAGGUAUCUCGUAAUGCUACCCAAAGUCCAGCUAUUGGUGGCCAAGACAAGCUUAAUCAAGGCUACGGCGGUUACGGCGGUUACGGCGGUUACGGAACUCCCGGCUAUAGCUAUGGUCAAGAGCCAGUACGCCCUCCCACGGCUACAUACUCCCCAUUCCAGCAAGGGAGUGCACCACCACAAGCGCCUGGUCAAGCUCAAAAUGAAUAUGGAUACAGCCCUCAAACAGCUCCAUAUGGAAAUAAUCAAUCUGGCGGUUGGUGGGGUGCUGACCCGGGCGCAGAACAACCUGUAGAGUCAAAUAUUCAACAGCCUGAUUACCAACAACAACAACAACAACAACAACAACAACAACAAGCACCUUCUAUUAAUACUACUUCUAGCUACCAGCCUAGUAACUAUGCACCUUCUAGCACUCCUGCUACAUCUACAUGGGCUGGUGGAGAUGAUGAUGAUCUUGGCUUUGGUAACUCUAGUCUUAAGAAGGAUAAACCUGCUCCCAGUGGGACUUCUGAUGGACCUAAUAAUGAGUCAACACAAAACGAACCUGAAAAAGAGGAGAAACCUCAAGAAACGAAGCAAGAAAAACAUGGAUGGGGAAUCUUUUCUCUUUUCUCUCGCUCCUCUGCGCCUGCUGCUAAGGAAGAUAAGAAGGCCAUCAAGGCAAAUCUUGGCGAGCAAAAUAACUUCUACUAUGAUGAAAAAGAAAAACGAUGGGUCAACAAAUUGGCUGAAAAUAACACACCUGCGCCAGCCGCAUUGCCACCACCACCAAAGUCUUCUUCUGUAAAUCCAACUCGUGUAUCUUCUCCCGCAGGUCCCCCACCUCCAUCACAAAAUGGCAGAGCAAGUCUUGCUCCUCCUCCUCCUAGCGGACCAACACGUAUGAGCUCAGCUCCUGUACCAGGAUCCGGACCUCCUCUUGGAGGAUCAUCUGGAAUAUCUUCACCAGACUUUGGUACCCCACCACCGCUUGCAGGAAAGAGGGCAAUGACAACCGGCGGAAGAAAGCCUAUGCGGUCACGAUAUGUAGACGUGUUUAAUCAGCCACCUUCUAGUUAAAAAAAAUUAACAAACUGGAAACAUAUAUCACUAAAACAGAGUGUGAGAGUAGAUCUAAUUAAUCCUAAUGACUUAUUUUUAUGAAUAUGAUAAUAAAAGCAUCCUUCUUAAAUAUUUACAGAU